GCGCGGGCGCUGCCGGACGACUCCGGCCUGCGGGCGUCCAAUGCCGAGGGCUUCUGCAGCGAAGAGGAGUGCUACCUUCAAUCUGAUCGCUGCCGUGGCCUCCGAGCUACCUUGGUGGCCGUGCAGCAAUCGCUACUGGAGUCCCCGAAGCAAAGGGCCUUUAAUUCAAGAAGGAGCAGUGGGAAGAAGAGUUGCUUGCAGAGCGAGGGCUGCAACGGCGGUGAUGGCAGUGCCCGCCUUGAUGCAUUCCUCAGCCUCUUCGGGGCUUCCAGGGAAGUGAAGGUGGCCACUUACAAGGAUGGGCACCCUCUGCGUGUGACAUGCGCCCGUGUGGACCGGCCGGACCAACCUCUUUUGAUCCAGCGUGCGCAAAAGGGCCAGGGCCAUUCGACAGGCGAGAAGGAGGAGGCCUUCCAGGAAGUUGAUGACACGGCCGUACGACAGGCAGCAACACUCGAGUAUUGCAAAGCAGUGUCUGCCUCCAAGAGCAGUCUCCCCUGGCCUCCAAUGGGCUUUGUGUGGGCAGUUUCUA
Messenger RNA from Symbiodinium pilosum, 532 nucleotides. NCBI's taxonomy places the organism in Eukaryota, Dinophyceae, Suessiales, Symbiodiniaceae. The record is from the annotation of a GenBank genome assembly.